Venustampulla echinocandica is the source of this 501-nucleotide messenger RNA. RefSeq names its product Epsilon subunit of F1F0-ATP synthase N-terminal. NCBI's taxonomy places the organism in Eukaryota, Fungi, Ascomycota, Leotiomycetes, Helotiales, Pleuroascaceae. Bases 1 to 501 code for a protein of 166 amino acids. The record is from RefSeq and is a predicted model, not a curated record. The transcript has 5 exons. Gene Ontology annotation, molecular function: proton-transporting ATP synthase activity, rotational mechanism. Gene Ontology annotation, biological process: proton motive force-driven ATP synthesis.
AUGAACUCCCUCCGUAUUGCUCGUACGGUUCUGCGGGCGCGCCCUGCAGCUAUCAAGGCGCCUCUGCUGCAGCGAAGAGGGUACGCCGAAGCCGUGUCGGAUAAGAUCAAGUUGAGUUUGGUCCUACCGCAUCAGUCCAUUUAUAAAUCGCAAGAUGUCGUCCAAGUCAACAUCCCCGCAGAGUCCGGCGAUAUGGGUGUGCUGGCAAACCACGUUCCCUCCAUUGAGCAGCUGAAGCCCGGCCUCGUCGAGAUUAUCGAGGAGACCGCUGGAAGCAAGCAAUACUUCCUCUCCGGUGGAUUUGCCAUUGUUCAACCGAACUCGGAAUUGAGCAUCAAUGCCGUCGAGGGUUUCCCGUUGGAGGAUUUCAGCAUAGAUGCUGUGCGAUCACAGAUCUCCGAGGCGCAGAAGAUUGCCGGUGGAAGCGGUAGCGAGCAGGAUAUUGCUGAGGCGAAGAUUGAGCUCGAGGUCCUGGAAGGUCUACAGGCUGUCUUGAAGUGA